AUGGCGAAGACGACGAGGAGGCUGGAGGUGGCGUCGCCGGUGCCGGCGGACAUAGACAUCGCCAAUUCUGUGGAGCCGCUUCACAUCUCGCAAAUCGCCGACGACCUGAACCUCGCCCCCCAGCAUUAUGAUCUUUACGGCAAGUACAAGGCUAAGGUUCUGUUGUCCGUGCUUGAUGAGCUUCAAGGAAGUGGAGAUGGAUAUUAUGUGGUGGUUGGGGGAAUUACUCCAACACCUCUUGGAGAAGGAAAAUCCACUACUACUGUUGGUCUGUGCCAAGCAUUGGGUGCUUUUCUUGAUAAAAAGGUGGUCACAUGCCUCCGUCAGCCUUCACAAGGACCGACAUUCGGAAUCAAAGGAGGCGCAGCAGGCGGAGGCUACAGUCAAGUUAUCCCAAUGGACGAGUUCAAUCUUCAUCUAACAGGGGAUAUCCAUGCAAUAACCGCUGCAAACAACCUUCUGGCUGCCGCCAUCGACACUAGAAUCUUCCAUGAAUCUACACAAUCUGACAAAGCCCUCCUGAAUCGCCUGUGCCCCCCGAACAAAGAAGGUCAGAGGAGUUUCAGUGAAAUAAUGUUCAGGCGCUUGAAAAAAUUGGGCAUCUCAAAGACCAAGCCAGAAGAGCUCACGCCCGAGGAAGUCAAGAAGUUUGCGAGGCUCGAUAUUGAUCCCGAUUCUGUCACCUGGAGACGAGUGAUGGAUGUGAAUGACCGGUUCUUGAGGAAAAUCACAAUCGGUCAGGGGCCUGAGGAGAAAGGCAUGGUUAGAGAAACGGGCUUCGAUAUUUCAGUGGCUAGUGAGAUUAUGGCGGUCUUAGCCCUCACGACCUCGCUAUCCGAUAUGAGGGAGAGGCUCGGGAAAAUGGUGAUCGGGAAUAGCAAAUCCGGCGACCCCAUCACCGCUGACGACCUUGGGGUCGGAGGUGCUCUGACCGUACUGAUGAAAGACGCCAUUAACCCUACACUCAUGCAGACACUAGAGGGCACCCCCGUCCUCGUCCACGCAGGCCCUUUUGCCAACAUUGCCCACGGAAACUCAUCCAUAGUCGCCGACAAAAUUGCUCUGAGACUCGUGGGUCCUGGUGGUUUUGUGGUCACCGAGGCUGGGUUCGGAGCUGAUAUCGGGACCGAGAAGUUCAUGAACAUAAAGUGCAGGUACAGUGGCCUGAACCCGCAGUGUGCCAUUAUUGUGGCGACCAUCAGGGCUCUGAAGAUGCACGGUGGCGGACCGGAGGUCGUGGCGGGGAAGCCCCUUGACCGGGCUUAUGUUACCGAAAAUGUGCCACUUGUUGAGGCCGGCUGCAUUAAUCUGGCCAGACAUAUAUCAAACACGAAGGCUUACGGCGUGAAUGUUGUGGUGGCUGUUAACAAGUUCUCGACUGAUUCUGAUGCUGAGCUGAAUGCGGUGAAAGCUGCAGCUUUAUCUGCAGGAGCUUUUGAUGCUGUGAUUUGUACUCAUCAUGCCCAUGGAGGGAAAGGGGCGGUUGACCUUGGAGUGGCAGUUCAGAAAGCAUGCGAGAAUGUUUCACAACCUUUGAAAUUCUUGUAUCCUUUAAAUGUAAGUAUCAAAGAGAAAAUAGAAGCAAUCGCGAAGUCAUACGGUGCCAGUGGCGUCGAGUAUUCAGAACAGGCCGAGAAACAAAUAGAGAUGUACAGCAAGCAAGGAUUUUCCAAUCUGCCAAUCUGCAUGGCCAAGACACAAUACUCAUUUUCCCACACUCCAUCACAGAAGGGAGCUCCAUCAGGUUUCGUUUUACCCAUUAGAGAUGUUAGGGCGAGCAUUGGGGCAGGUUUCAUCUAUCCUUUGGUCGGGACAAUGAGUACCAUGCCUGGCUUACCAACAAGGCCUUGCUUUUAUGACAUCGAUCUCGACACAGCCACUGGGAGGGUCAUUGGUCUUUCUUGA
Molecule: messenger RNA, 1905 nt
Organism: Striga hermonthica
Lineage: Eukaryota; Viridiplantae; Streptophyta; Magnoliopsida; Lamiales; Orobanchaceae
Source: the annotation of a GenBank genome assembly